Messenger RNA from Suhomyces tanzawaensis NRRL Y-17324, 1191 nucleotides. Its product is annotated as putative cysteine synthase. The transcript has a single exon. Gene Ontology annotation, cellular component: cytoplasm. The coding region runs from base 1 to 1191 and encodes 396 amino acids. Gene Ontology annotation, molecular function: cysteine synthase activity. The record is from RefSeq and is a predicted model, not a curated record. NCBI's taxonomy places the organism in Eukaryota, Fungi, Ascomycota, Pichiomycetes, Serinales, Debaryomycetaceae.
AUGGGUGGAUUCUUGCAAGGAUGGGACUGGCGGCUGUUGGUCCAGACUUCGGCAGCGGUGGCGGCAACAGCAGUGCUUGUCAAUGAGCUCUAUCGCCUGCUCCAGCACAGGGACAGCUCUAGCCACCUAACCACACUAUCACCACGAACACGAGGCGUGGAGUCGCUAAUCGGAAACACGCCCGUGAUCGAGAUCAAGUCACUUUCCAGGCUCACGGGAUGCAAGAUCUAUGCCAAGCUCGAGUUGAACAACCCCGGAGGAAGCGCCAAAGACAGGGUGGCGUUGGCCAUCAUAAGAGCUAACGAACGAGCGAGAAAACUCCGGCCCCACCACGGCGACUUGAUCUUCGAGGGCACCUCAGGGUCCACAGGCAUCUCGUUUGCCAUGCUAGCCAACGCAUUGGGCUAUCAGGCCCACAUCUGUCUACCUGACGACACGUCCCCCGAAAAGCUCCAGUUGUUGCGCUCACUUGGAGCCGUGGUGGAGCCUGUCAAGCCAGCAUCGAUCGUGGACCCCAACCAAUACACCAAUGCAGCUCGGAACGCAGCUGCUAAGAUCGAUGCCGACCCCAACGACCCCAGAAAUGCUGUAUUUGCCGACCAGUUCGAGAAUGACGCCAACUGGCGCAUCCAUUACGACACCACAGGCCCAGAAAUAUGGACCCAGAUGGACGGAAACAUCGACGUGUUCAUCAACGGCUCCGGCACGGGCGGAACGAUCGCAGGAGUCGCCAAGUACUUGAAGCAAAAGAACGAAAACGUCCGCAUAGUGUUGGCAGACCCCCAGGGCUCGGGUUUGGCCAACAGGGUCAACUACGGGGUGAUGUACGACUCGGUGGAGAAGGAAGGAACUAGAAGGAGACACCAAGUCGACACCACGGUCGAGGGUAUCGGCUUGAAUCGCUUGACUUGGAACUUCAAGCAGGGCGAAUCGUUAAUUGACGAGGCCAUCAGAGUCACGGACGACCAGGCGUUGAAAAUGGCAAAAUACUUGUGUAUCAACGACGGGUUGUUCUGGGGCUCCUCUGCAGCAGUCAAUUGUGUUGCAGCCGUGAAGACAGCAUACAAAUACGGUCCUGGCCAAAAAAUCGUGGUGGUUGCAUGUGACUCGGGUGCCAGACACUUAUCCAAAUUUUGGAAGUUGGCCCAACAACAGAACGACGAUGUCACAAUCGAUGAUAUCUUAGCAUAG